UUCACUGUAUUGUGAUUCUUGAAACUGCAGAAACAUUUGGGAUAAUCAAUAGGGUUUCGGGUCGGAUUGGAUUUAGGUUACGGAUACUUGAAACCCGAUUCGGUUGGGUUUGAGUAUAAAAAUCCGUACACUGUAUAGUACAAAACCUGAUGCAUGGAUUCCAUUGUCAUCCCCCAUUCCUAGAAAGCAUAGGAAAGAAACUUCUUGCAGGGAAAGGAAACAAAUUUCUACCCUAGUCACCACAACCAUAGUAUAGGGCUUGUGUUAAGGAUGAGACUUCGUCCUAGCAAUAGAGGUUAGUUUGAAGGGAAGGAGGUGGGUGAAUUAUAAUUGUAAGAGUUUUUGAAAUUUUUCAAUAAUUUUAUUAUUUAUUUUAUUUUUAGUUUUUAGUUUAAAAUUUUCAAUACUAGUUGGAUUCUAUUGAAUAAGGAUUUUUUUUAUAUAUAAAAUUGAAUUGGUAAAGGUAAAUACUGAUGAUCUUUGCAAUAAGGAAUCUAUCAAAAGCAAUAUCAAAUUUGAAGUUUAGGCACUAGCUUUGAUUUUUUAAGCAUCAAUAAUUCAUGUGUGGUGAGAAGUUUUUUUCUAGGUUUGAAAACUCUACAUGAAUACAUCUUUUCUAAAAUUGUAUUUAAGUUAUUUGUGGCAAUGCCUUAAUUAGGUUGAAAAGUUUUUGUUCAGAAUUUGUUUUAUUUUUCUUAGUUAUUUAAUUUUUUAUUUAGUUUUGGAAUCUUGAUGCUAGUUGAAUUCUAGAAUGACUAUAUUUAAUAAUGAUAUCUUUUCUACAAGGAGUAGGAUUUAGGCCACUGAUUAGUAUAAAUAGGGUCAUCUAACUUAUUUAUUAGAACUUAUUUGAUUGUUCAAGAAUUAUUGAUAUUUAGAGUUUAUUAAAUCAAAAUUUUCUGUACAAUUUAGCUAUAAUUUUAGGAUUUGUGAAAUCUUUGUUUUUGCUAUACAUUGUAUCACUCCCACUACAAUGCUAUUGAUUUUCUGUCCUUUCAGAUUUUAAAUUGUCAAACUAAACAAAAAAGAAAGAAAGAAACCCUUCAAUUCCUGCCUAUAAAUCUCCCAAAACGCUUGAGAUUUUGUCUACAACUUCAACUUAGAACCUCUCAGCUUCAAGGGGUACUUCAGAACUUCUACUCGGUGUUUGUUGAAGUCUAAGCACAGAAGAGUAGAUGUGAUUUGUGAAUCUCCCAGAGGGUGUGGAAGAUUUCCAGUUGUGAUGGACUCAAGUGAUUCUGAAGAUGGCAUUGGUGAUCAUUCACAGUUUCUAAAACGUCCUGUGAUACAAGUUGUACCAAGAAAAUACCCUCCUCCAAGGAUAUUGAAAGGAUCUUUUGUCCAGCGAGAUUUUCCUAGUGCUUUUCAGCAACAGGAUUUGCUUUCUGCUUCAAAAGAGGGUUUACAAAAAGUUGUUUCUGCUACCAAGCCUAUGGAGAAAGCUGCUGAGGAGAUUGCCGGAAGGAAAUGCCCUUAUCUAGGGAUGAACUCAAGUGAUUGUGAUGAUAUCAGUGAUCAUGGACAGUUUCCACAAAAUCCAACGAUGUCAAAAGCAUCUUCUGCCCAACGAGAUUUUUCUGCUUCAAAAGAGGGGUUACUAAAUACUGUUUCUGCUAGCAAUCCCAAAGAGAAAGCCGCUGCAGAAGCUGCCUCAAGGAAAUGCCAUUCUCCAGGUAUAUUGACAGACUUUUUGGCCAAGCAGGUUCGUCCUGCUGCAAAACAGAAUACGUCUUCUGUUUCUAAUGACAUUUCAACCAAUGACCGCCGGAAACAAAACUCUGUUUCCCAAGAAAAUAUCAUAACAAAUAGUUGCAGAAAUCAGAAUACUGGUUCUGUUUCUAAUGACAUUUUUCUGCGAAAUGGGAAGAACGCUACUAGGGUAGUGGGUUUUAGGCCGAAGAGGUUUAAUACUACUUUGGGCAACAAGGAAACUGGUCGGUGUCAUCAAAAAUCAAGUGCUUGUUGCGAUAAAGUGAAGGAGGUCUUGAGAUUGUUUCAUCAAGUACUUGCCAAGCUCUGGAAAGAAAAUGCAAGGAAGCCAAAAAUGGAGAAAGACUACAACAUCCCUAGACAUGCAGCAUUAUUUCUUAAAGAUCACCAAAAAUGGAUUAAUACAAGCAAACGGGUAGGUCCUGUUCCUGGAGUUAACAUCGGUGACAAGUUUCAAUUUCAGGCUGAACUGAAUGUAAUUGGCCUUCAUUGUCACUUUUAUAACGGUAUAGAUUAUAUGAAGAAGAAUGGGAUCUCAUUGGCCACUAGCAUUGUCGUGUCUGAGCGGUAUGCUAAUAACAGGGAAUCUUCCAAUGUCCUCAUUUAUUCUGGUUCUGGUGGGAAUCCAGCAGUUCGAGGUCAGCAACCACUUAAAGAUCAAAAAUUAGAACGAGGAAAUCUUGCAUUGAAGCACAGUAUGGAUUGUAGAACUCCCGUUCGAGUCAUUUGUAAAGUAAAGCUCAAGAGUCCUCAAGCAUCUUCCGUUGAAGGUACAUGCAAGCGCAAAAAUUUGAACCCAAUUUAUGUUUAUGAUGGUCUUUACACAGUUGAAAAAUUUUGGGAAGAAAGAGGAGAAUUUGGUAAACUUGUCUACAAAUUCAAGCUGAAGAGAAAUUUGGAUCAGCCGUAGUUCCCUUGAGGAUUUAGCAAGCAAUUGCGGGCAUGUUUUGAUGGAUGAUAUUUCUAAUGCAAAAGAGAAGAUGCCAGUUCGUGUUUUGAAUAUGCUUGACAAUGAGAGGGCACCACUAUUUAGUUAUUUAGCAAAUGGAACGUGUAAUGUUGAAUCCUUGUUAAGUGCUUGUGAUUGGAUUGACGGAUGCUCAUGUUCUAAAGAUUGGUCAUGAAAAAUCAAUGGAGGAGAAUUUCUUAGCAUAAUCAU
Molecule: messenger RNA, 2869 nt
Organism: Populus euphratica (Euphrates poplar)
Lineage: Eukaryota; Viridiplantae; Streptophyta; Magnoliopsida; Malpighiales; Salicaceae
Product: YDG domain-containing protein At5g47160-like
Exons: 2
Coding region: 1223-2620 (465 amino acids)
Molecular function (GO): double-stranded DNA binding; histone methyltransferase activity
Source: RefSeq, a predicted model, not a curated record